Messenger RNA from Syzygium oleosum, 1376 nucleotides. RefSeq names its product probable plastid-lipid-associated protein 13, chloroplastic. The record is from RefSeq and is a predicted model, not a curated record. Bases 96 to 1010 code for a protein of 304 amino acids. The transcript is spliced from 7 exons. NCBI's taxonomy places the organism in Eukaryota, Viridiplantae, Streptophyta, Magnoliopsida, Myrtales, Myrtaceae.
CUCGCCCUGACCCCCCUGCGUCUUUCCCGGUCACCGGCUCUUCACAGUCUCCGUCUUCUCAAGCUCCAUCUCUCUCUCUCUCUCUAUCUCUAGCAAUGACUGCCAUUCAAGCCGUUCUUCCUUCGGCCGUCUCCCUCCGCUCCCGCUCUCCCUCCCUCCCUCCGCGCCCGCCGAAGCCCUCCGCCGCCGCCGCCGCCGCCGGACGGAGGAUGCCCGGCCGCCGCCGGGGGAUCUCCGGCGGGACGCCGCGCGUGGCGAUGGUGCAGCAGGCCGUGCAGGGGGCCCCGGCGACGUACGCCAAGGAGAUGGAGAGGCUCUCCGCCAAGGAAUCACUCCUCCUCGCUUUCAAAGAUUCUGGAGGCUUUGAGGCAUUGAUCAGUGGGAAGAUGACUGAUAUGCAACAAAUUGAUGUGAAUGAGAGGAUAAUUGGUCUUGAGCGACUUAAUCCGACACCUAGGCCGACAACGUCUCCCUUUUUAGAAGGUCGAUGGAACUUUGAAUGGUUUGGCUCUGGAAGCCCUGGGCUGACUGCUGCUAGAGUGAUAUUCGAGAGAUUUCCGGCAACUUUGGCCAAUCUGUCAAAAAUGGAUAUCAUGAUUAAAGAUGGGUAUGCUAGAAUUACAGCUAAUCUGAAGUUACUGAACUCGCUAGAAAGCAAAUUCAUCUUGUCCACCAAGUUAUCUGUGGAGGGCCCACUUCGGAUGAAGGAGGAAUAUGUAGAAGGGACGCUUGAAACACCAACUGUAAUUGAAGAAACUGUACCGGACCAGCUAAAAGGUGCACUUGGCCAGGCAGUUAGCACAGUGCAGCAACUUCCUGUUCCAAUUAGAGAUGCCAUCACCAGCGGAUUAACAGUACCUCUAAGUGGGACUUUCCAGAGGCUUUUCAUGAUAUCUUACCUUGACGAAGAGAUACUAAUAAUAAGGAGUACCGAUGGACUACCUGAAGUCCUCACAAGAUUGGAGGUGCCUCCUACGAUGGUAGAGCCAGUCGUGGAGUAUGAGAGCUAGAAAGUAUGUCAUUGACAUUGACAACGAUAAACUAUAUUUCGAAGCACAGUCACCGCGCAGAAGUUUCACGGUUUUCCUCUUUCACUGAUCUGCUACUUCAUUUCUUUCGUCCGCGGUUCGGCUUCUUUCUGCUCAGUCGCAUUCCACGCAGAGGGAAGAGACCUCUCGGUCACAAAGAAUUCACUCACUGAGUCCCGUGUCCGGGUAAAAAACAUUAGUCGAUUCACCGUCAUAAUUAGCAAAAGCGAUGAAUCUCUUGCAAGGUCUUGCCAGAGGUCAACCAUCUUGUUUCUGGUGUGCUUUCGUGCUGUAGCGAUAAAACGUGCUUUGCAACUAGAUAAUAUUUUACCAUAUUUCAGUCGUCGA